Messenger RNA from Epinephelus moara (kelp grouper), 1987 nucleotides. RefSeq names its product WD repeat domain 53 (gene wdr53). Gene Ontology annotation, molecular function: protein binding. Lineage: Eukaryota; Metazoa; Chordata; Actinopteri; Perciformes; Serranidae. The transcript has 3 exons. The coding region runs from base 77 to 1243 and encodes 388 amino acids. The record is from RefSeq and is a predicted model, not a curated record.
CUCAUACAUGACGUCAUCAACGAGCGACCCGACCCCACAUGGCAGGCUGCUGAAGUUUUGACAUAACUUGCUAAGCAUGGCCAGGCAGUGGUCUGAGGGCCACUCCACAUCCAUCCUGUGUGUUGGAGCGUCUCCAGGCCCCGAGGGUUUCCUCGCCUCAGGCUCUGAGGGUGGAGAGGUCACGGUGUGGAGCCAGGAGGGGACCAUCAUAGGCCGUCUCACUCUCCCCGGCAAAGACGACAUCACAAGUGUUGUGUUUUCACCCGCCGCUCUGGGCCAGCUGUACGUGUCACAUGGGGAAGCGGUGAGUGUACUCGACCCACGAAACCUGAAGAGUCCUGUAGAGGAGUUUCAGGGUGCAGGGGAGGAGGAGAUCAAUGCGUUGGCGCUGAAUGAGACAGGAACAGCCCUGGCGGUGGCUGAUGACAGCGGGGCGGUGCGGGUACUGGAGCUUCCUGGGGGAAAAGUGUGCAGGACUCUUCGUAGACACACGAACAUCUGCUCCUCGGUGGCGUUUCGGCCUCACAGGCCCAAUAACCUGGUGUCUGCUGGCCUCGACAUGCAGGUGAUGCUGUGGGGUCUGCAGAAGACACGCCCUCUUUGGACUGUCAACCUCCAAGAUGUAGCAGAGGAAGAGGACGACCAUCAGCAGCGUCCCGGUCAGCUUUUCAACCCACCACUGAUCCACUGUGUUUCUGUGGCAAGCUGUGGGAACAUUUUGAGUUGUGCAGCAGAGGACGGGCGGGUGCAUGUGAUGCGGAUCGGCAGUGGCUCCAAACUGGAACAGCAGGGAGCGGUCAAGGCCCACAGUCAGGGCGCCUCACAAGCCCACUUUGUUAGUUUCCUCUCCCACCCUCACUGGCUCGUCACUGGGGGGAACGACGGCCAGGUCGCUCUGUGGGAUCUCAGUAAGCACCCAGUGGUGACUCCUGAGGCAAAGAGCAAAACUGGAGUGACAGCAGCCCCGCGCAGGAAGGGUAAGAGCAAGGCGAGGCGGAAAGAACAACCACAGGAUAAAGCAAAGACGACACCGAAGGCUGAAGCAGAGAAAGAAGUGGAGGUGGAGGAUGAGGUGGCAGAAAGUGCAGAGAACGUGACGGAGGACAAGUCUGGACCCAAACUGAGCAUCAGUCACGGGGACAAGGUGAACUGGUUGUGUCCUGCUGUGCUGAAAGGAGAACCCAGUGUGGUGGUGGCAGAUCAGAGCUCCAGUCUGACAGUCUACCCUUUGUCUCCGAUAUAGAUUCACACACUGAACAUGUUCUUUCAUUUUUUUUUGGUCUUGUCAUCGCAGCACUGCAACUAACGCUGACUUUCAUUAUCGAUUAGUCUACUGAUUAUUUUCACGGUUAAUUGUUCAUCAAUAAGAUGUCCCAAAAAUGGGAAGAAUGCAUAUCACAAUUUCCCAGAGCCCAAAGUGACGUCUUCACAUUGUUUCUUUUGUCUGACCAGUAGUCCAAAAAUCAAAGACUCUUCAUUUACGAUCAUAAAUGACAAAGAAAAGCAGCAAAUGUUCACAUUUAAGAGGCUGGAAUCAGUAAAUAUUUGACAUUUCGCUUAAAUAAACAAAUGAAAUGCUCAAUCAAUUAUUGAAAUAAUUGCCGAUUAACUUUAUUUCAACCCACUAAUUGAUUAGUUGUUGCAGUUCUUGUUUUGCUUUGCCUUAUUUUUGGUUUACCUUGUUAAAUUUGGUAUUCACUCCUGUGAUAGAUGGUUAGAAUUGGCAGCUUCAUUAUUUGGACUUCUUUUGACGGUAGGAUUUUGCUCUUUUAAUAAAGCCUGAACCUAAAUACAAUUUAACUGGUGUUCCAGAAAGCACUGAACAGUGGAAGCGAGAUCACAGAAAUAUGUGUUACUAUUUUUCAACAAAGUAAAUGUGUAAUUGUUUUUCGGGUCUCAUAAAACUCCAGAUUUACACAUUGAAUAUGGUUCAUUUGGGUAUUUUGUGCAUGUGUGGUCCUAUAAAAAAGGUCAUCCUUUGAAAAUA